AUGACUUCAACCUUUCUUCGAAAUUUAUCUCUAGACCUCCUAAAGCUUUUCGAAAAUAACGAUGAGUACAAUGUAAUCAUCGAAAUAGGGGAGGGUUCCGUUAAACAAUUAUUCAGAGUACAUUCAAUUAUCUUGUGUUAUCGUUGCCCUUAUCUCUAUAACGAACUCAAAGAUAUCGAUUAUAACGAUAGAAACAUUAAGAUUCUAGAAACUCAACUUUGGAACGAUAUUAUGAGCAAAUAUAUGGCACCAAAUCUUCCAAUUUCUUCUACAAUAUUGCCGGCUCGAAAACCUUCAAGUAUUCAAUUACCUUCUAGGGAUGUAACUCCUUUACGGCAAGUGAAUAUAUCUUCGAAAAUAAUAACUACUGAACAAGCGGCAAAAAUAAUAUCAUGGAUUGAUGGAGAGACAUCCCAUGGUAUUCUAGAAUAUUCCUAUGAAUUCAAUUUAAUUCUAGCAUAUGGCGCAUCUGAUGCAUCUCUCGUAUCUAACGCCGUUAAGUUUUUCGAUUCCUUUUGGAACUUAUGUGUCAAUAAA
Messenger RNA from Acaulospora morrowiae, 537 nucleotides. Lineage: Eukaryota; Fungi; Glomeromycota; Glomeromycetes; Diversisporales; Acaulosporaceae. The record is from the annotation of a GenBank genome assembly.